CGGAGAAAAAACACUGCAGUUUGAAACAACAAACAUGUUUGUUGAAUGAUGAUCCAAUCAAAUAGUACUUUUAAACUGGAAGUUUGUUGUUUACAAUCUGCAAUCCUAGUUGAGAACAACCAUACUGGGUGGUUGUUUCUACUGCCCCGAAAGAACACCAAUCCUGGUUAUUUCAAACUAACGUGGUUGUUGAUUCCUACCAAACCAAUAGUUGAUUUUACUAAAUAUUGGGUUGUAUAUUCUGUUCAUCAUCUGUAAAAAACAAACUGAAAUAUUAGUUGAAAUCAACCGGCACAAUGCGUUGAAUCAAACUAAUAUUUUGGUUGUGGAAAAAGCAAUCAAAAUAUUAGUUGAAACGACCCCCAUUUUCAGUUUGUUUUGUUUUCCGCUACUGCUCCGCCGCCGGUUAUGUCAAACGUCAUCGAUAGCUUCAGCUACUUCCAUCGCUCGGCGCGUUCGCGUGUUUUUGUAUCGUCGCGGUGAAAAAUUGAAAUUAAAAAGACAAAAGUGUACGUUCAAACCGUGAAAAACUAAGGAAAACACUUAUUGAAGGUUAGUUGUAUCUAGUAACUAUAAAAGUUAGUGAAUAAGGGUUGAGAAACUGUAUAUUUUCAAACAGAACAAAGUGCAAGAGCACUUUGUUUACAUUCUUGCUGCUUGGUGCUUUUUAACAUUUUUUAUUAAAACGGAGAGUUUUGGUAGAUAUUUCCGGUGAAAAAUAUCGAUAAUCUCCCUUGGAUUUAGAUUUCCUCUGAUUCCUUGCAUAGUAUUUUGCACGCCAGAAAUUCUGUUUCCUAAUAUUUCUAACCAAAAAAAAAAAAACAUUUAUUCGCUGCUAUCCGUCGUCAACCACGUCUAAUCGCUUAACGGUUAACGAAGGAGAGCAGCAGAGGAUUGAGGAUUUUUCCGGUUAGUGAAAUAGUAAUAAUAUUCUUAAUUUACUUAUUAUUGCACACGUGACCACUUUUUUCAAUUAAAAAAGAAUGGAUGAUGAACCGUACGGAAAACUUACAAAAAUCGAGAUAGAAGAGGUACCUGAAACGAACGUCAUCGAAGAGCUCGAUGCGGAAGGUGAAGAUGCUGACGUUUCGUAUGAAGAACUUGAUUACGAAAACGAUCCAUUGGUUCAACUACUCCAAUCGUUUCAUAUCUCUGCCGAAACAAUAAACAAAUUUUUAGCCAACGGAUACGAUUUGGAUGGACUGAAAAUAAUUGAGAGACAGGAAAUCGAGGAGUUGGUUGGCCAUCCCAACUUAGCCGAUCGGACCAAACUCAUCCACGGUUUAAAUAUUUGGAGAAAGUCUCAGAAGCUACCACCCGUUUCGACCCCACUGGCUCCUCUGGAAACUAACAUCCAGAGUCAGAGCUGUCAGAGCCCUCGCUCGGUUACCAAACGAGACGAGCUAACGGCGACAUUCCUGUUGCAGAAGUCUACUCGUGGCAAGCAAAUUAUUGAAGAAUUCAAUAGCACGAAAGUCCUGACCAAAGCACAAAAACGCAUAAUUACGCACAUUGUAAUUGAUGAGUUCAAAGAUUCGUUCGGGAAACUGACACACGACGAGCUGCUUUUUAGAGCGUGUGAGCUAAGCAACUUGUUUCCCUCGGAGCCGAAGGACUCGUGGUAUCAGCCAACGUUUGCUGUUGACGGCAGCAAGAAAACCCGGAUUGGCCGUCAUCCUAAAGGAGCACUAUACGAUAGAAAUUGCAACUAUCGCAAGGGCACUGCGCAACAAGGGGGAACAAGACAAACCAGCGAUAGUACAACACCGGCUGCGAACAUUUUCUCCGAUGAUGAUUGGAUGGAAUAUCAACAGAGCAAAGUGUGGAUGAGACAUCACGAAGACGAAUGGCCAGCCAUUCUUCAGAGGUGGAUUGCCACGUGUGCGUAUCGCGGGUUGGAGGUAUCAAGACUCGAGAGCCGAUCGUGUGAAACCAUUUUGGAUCAGUACCCUACUCUACGAAACGCCGAAGGGUACCAACUUACCCAAAUAGAUUUCGACGCGAAAUUUGCGUCCAAAAGCUCGGCUCUCUUCGAUAAUUGGAGCAAAUUCGUUUCAAAAGUUAAACCGAUUUUAACCACUGAUGUGACCGACAAGUCUGGCAAGGAAAUUCUGCUUUUGCUGGACCUGGAGUUGAAUGAAGAUUGCCGUGAUGCAGUAUUUACAGUACUGAUACCGUACAUUCUUCCAUCCUCCGUAUUGACGCUGCAGAAUAAAUUCAAGUGGAAACCGAGUUACGUCGAAAGCCGCAAUAGCUUUGUGCUCUGGGUGAAAAACAUCACCGACAUGCAAUCGGAGGUAGAAUCUCACCACAAGUCACGCCUGGAAAAAAGAAGAUUGCAACGGUGCCCACUUGUGGUGAUUGUUGGAUCAGAGCUAAACAAGUUGAAUUACUUCAUUGUGUCGUUUGGAGACGCCUACUACCAGCUCCCAACAUUUCUUAAGGCUUUGGACGUAUGCUACAAAUUAUUUCAAACAUACCUAUUGGAAUUCCCUCCGGAGAGCGCAGGAUCUUGGAAUCUCCUAGGACACGUUAUUUACGGAUCCCAGCUGAACGACUCGAAUCGCGCGAAAAUUUUGUCCAUUAACGCUGCAUUCAACACAGAGCCUUAACAUGAUUAUAUGCCAAGUUAGAGGAUGCCACUGGGAGUGCACAUCGAGCGAUCAAUAUUUUCGUCAUGUUGUACGUAUGCACGAUCCGAGGGAUGGAUACAAAUGUUUUCGCCAAUGCGGUCGUCUAUUCACAUCAAUUAAAAGCCUUAAAAAACA
This is a messenger RNA of Aedes albopictus (Asian tiger mosquito), 2768 nucleotides long. RefSeq lists its product as uncharacterized. The transcript is spliced from 6 exons. NCBI's taxonomy places the organism in Eukaryota, Metazoa, Arthropoda, Insecta, Diptera, Culicidae. The record is from RefSeq and is a predicted model, not a curated record. The coding region runs from base 984 to 2612 and encodes 542 amino acids.